This is a messenger RNA of Arabidopsis thaliana (thale cress), 1932 nucleotides long. Its product is annotated as SWIB complex BAF60b domain-containing protein. Gene Ontology annotation, biological process: transcription by RNA polymerase I. Gene Ontology annotation, cellular component: RNA polymerase I upstream activating factor complex; nucleus. Gene Ontology annotation, molecular function: RNA polymerase I general transcription initiation factor activity. The coding region runs from base 153 to 1487 and encodes 444 amino acids. The record is from RefSeq and is marked reviewed. The transcript has 10 exons. NCBI's taxonomy places the organism in Eukaryota, Viridiplantae, Streptophyta, Magnoliopsida, Brassicales, Brassicaceae.
GUCCCUUCCAUUUUAAUUAUUUUUUUUUUUUUUAUAUUUUCUUUUUUUUUUUUGGUCUAAAAUGAAACUAUUACUUCUAGAAGAGAAAUAUCCAACUCUUUUUUUUAUUCCAAGCAAAUGAUAACCAAAAAUGCAAUAAAGUAACGGAAAAAAUGGUUUCCGACUUGGACCUCGUGACCCGACUCCGUGAGAUUCUCGGUAGCUCCGACCUGAACACGGCGACUCCGGCAAGCGUCCGUCGUCAGUUGGAGGCGGAUUUCGGUGUGGACUUGACAGAUAAAAAAGCGUAUAUUAGGGAUCAAAUCGAUACUUUUCUCGAGAGCAAUGGCGCGGUAGAAGACAAACCUGAGAGUCCCAAGGUAGAAGAAUACAUUAAUGCCGACGAAAUCAAGGCGGAAAUUGAAGGAGGCGAUGGAGAAGACCUCGACGGAGAUGGAAGUGGAAGUGAGGAAGAGAAGGAAGAACGGCCAGUAAAGGCCAAGAAGCGAGGUGGUGGCAUUACCAAAGUAUCUCAGUUAUCUCCACAACUUGAGAAAGUUGUUGGAGCAUCUCAGUUAGGUCGAACCGAGGUUGUGAAGAAAAUGUGGGCAUAUAUCCGAGAGAAGGAUUUGCAAGACCCAAAGGAUAGGAGGAAGAUAGUGUGUGACGAGUUGUUGCAUUCCUUGUUCCGUGUUAAGACCAUUAAUAUGUUUCAAAUGAACAAGGCAUUAACCAAGCAUAUUUGGCCCUUAGGUGAUGGAGAUGGGUGUGCUAACGAUGUGAAAGAAGAAGAUGAAGAUGAGGCAUCAGAGGGAACAGAUAAGAAAGGGGAGCAGAGCGAAGAAGUGGAAGAGAAUAAGGAAGAAGAAAGUGAAGAGCAGGAAGUUAGGAGUUUGCGGAAACGCAAGAGAAAAAAGCCAGCCAAGUCGGUAGAGAAGCCCAAGAGAAAAGGAGGAGGCGGCUUUGCUAAAGUUUGCAGCCUCUCGCCAGAGCUUCAGGCGUUUACUGGGGUGACAGAAUUAGCCAGGACAGAGGUUGUGAAAUUGCUUUGGAAGUACAUAAAGGAGAACAAUUUACAAGAUCCGAAUGAUAAACGCUCUAUAAUAUGCGACGAAUCAUUUCGAUCUCUGUUCCCUGUCGAGUCCAUCAAUAUGUUUCAAAUGAAUAAACAGCUAACAAAGCACAUAUGGCCUUUAGAGGAUAAUGCAGGAGAAUCAGUUAGCUCUAAGUCUCCAAAGAAUGGAAAGCAAAAAAUGGAAUCAGAUGGAGACACAGAUAGUGAGGAACCAAAUGAGAAAGAUAAAAAGCAGAAGAAAGAAGUUCUUGCUCCCCUUCCACUUUCAGAUGCUCUUGUCAAGUUCUUGGGUGAUGGAGAAAACUCGCUGUCGAGGGCGGAUGUGGUAAAGAGAUUGUGGGAGUACAUAAAUCAUAAUGAUCUUCAGGUAUGCCAUUUGCUCUCUACACUCUGUUUUUUCUUACUUACCUGCUUCUUUACACCAUUUUCUUAACUUAGGAUCCUUCUGACAAGAGGAGAGUCAUAUGCGAUGAGAAGCUGAAAGAACUCUUUGAAGUUGAUUCAUUCGAAGACACAUCAGUCUCAAAACUUCUGACCAACCACUUCAUCAAGGCCGAACAAUGACUCUUUAGGAAGUAGCCAGUUUUCCACGUAGGCAAAACCCAGUUCUCCUUUCCUGGACAUUUUUUUUGGAUCAGUAGAGGUCGGUUCAGGACUUGUAACGCGCGACAAAGCCAUUUUGGAUUUGAUUUGGUCUCCUCCUUCACUUUACUGGUAAGUUAAAGACUAAAAAGGUAUCUCGAUUGUGAGACUUGUAAGCAUUGCGUUUUCUGAAUUUGCUUGCAAGUGCAGCCUUUUUGAGUUCUUUCAAAUGUUUGCCCUUUUUGGUAUAUAGUGACAGAAACCAAAUUCAAGGAUAAUAUAUGUUUUAAGACCAA